CCCCCCCCCCCCUUAAAAGAUUUAGAUGCCCUAUUGUAAAGUGGCUGUUCCACUGGAUGUCUUAAGGUGAACGCACCAAUUUGUAAGUCGCUCUGGAUAAGAGCGUCUGCUAAAUGACUUAAAUGUAAUGUAAAUGUAACAUUUGAACAUCUUGGCCAUGUUCUGUUAUAAUCUCUACCCGGCACAGCCAGAAGAGGACUGGCCACCCCACAUAGCCUGGUUCCUCUCUAGGUUUCUUCCUAGGUUUUGGCCUUUCUAGGGAGUUUUUCCUAGCCACCGUGCUUUUACACCUGCAUUGCUUGCUGUUUGGGGUUUUAGGCUGGGUUUCUGUACAGCACUUUGAGAUAUCAGCUGAUGUACGAAGGGCUAUAUAAAUACAUUUGAUUUGAUUUGAUUUGAAUAGCAUUCUCACAUAGGUGUUCCUUUUGUCCAGAUGAGAAAGGACAGUGUUGAGAGCAAUAGAGAUUAUUCUGUGGAUCUAUUGGGGUGGUAUGCAAAUUGGAGUGGGUCUAGGGUUUCUAGGAUAAUGGUGUUGAUGUGAGCCUUGACCAGCCUUUCGAACCACAGAGACUAUGGUGGUCUGCUUGAAACAUGUUGGUAUUACAGACUCAGUCAGGGACAGGUUGAAAAUAUCAGUGAAGACACUUGCCAGUUGGUCUGCGCAUCCUCGGAGUACACAUCCUCUAUGUUUGAGGUGCUGUCCCUCCUGUGUCAGACUACUUCUCCCAUACUGUUUCCCCUAGCAUGUCUUUUCCCCCUCUGAACCCGCCUCACACUGUCUAGUCACAGCUGUAACGCUACUCCAGGCCUACCUGCCUCGGUUCUCUGUCAUUUUUAUUAGGUACACCAAUCUAGAAACAGGUCAGACCCCCUUAGCCUUCAGAACAACCUGAAUUCUUUGGGGCAUGGAAACAUUGCUCAAUUGGUAUUACACCACCCAGCCUGUACCGUUGACACCAAAUAGGAUGGGGCCAUGGACUCAUGCUGCUUACGCCAAAUCCUGACUCUGCCACCAGCAUGACGCAACAGGAACCAGGAUUCAUGGGACAAGGCAAUGUUUUUCCAGUACUCAAUUGUCCAGUGUGAUCACGUGCCCACUGGAGCUGCUUCUUAUUGUUUUUAGCUACGAGUGGAACCCGGUGUGUUUGUCUGAUGCAAUAGCCCAUCCGUGACAAGGACUGCCGAGUUGUGCAUUCCGAGAUGCCAUUCUGCACACCACUGUCGUACUGCACAGUUAUUGGCCUGUUUGUGGCCCACCUGUUAGCUUGCCUGAUUCUUGCCAUUUUCCUUCGACCUAUCAUCAAUGAGCUGCUUUUGAUCUCAGGACUGCCGCUGGCUGUGUUUUUUGUUUGUCGCCCCAUUCUCGGUAAACCCUAGACACUGUCGUCCGUGAAAAGCCCAGAAGGCCAGACAUUUCUGAGAUACUGGAACCUGCACGCCCGGCACCGACGAUCAUUUGCACAUUUCAAUCGAACAGUAACUGAAUGCCUCGAUGCCCGUUUGCCUGCUUUAUAUAGCAAGUCACGUCCACGUGACUCACUGUCUGUAGGAGAAAACCAUUUUUGUGAUUGGGGUGGUGUACCUAAUAAACUAUAUAUGUAUAUAGACAUAAAGUACCAGUCAAACGUUUGGUCACACCUACUCAUUCCAGGGUUUUUCUUUAUUUUUUACUAGUUUCUACAUUGUAGAAUAAUAGUGAAGACAUAAAAACUAUGAAAUUACACAUGGAAUCAUGUAGUAACCCAAAAAAGUGUUAAACAAGCUAAAUCUAUUUUAUAUUUGAGAUUCUUCAAAGUAGCCAUACUUUGCCUUUAUGACACCUUUGCACAAAGAGAGCUAGAGGUGUCAGUCACUAAACCUUGAGUCCCCUGUGCUCGUGUCCGAGUCACCAAUGGUCGAGUCACAAGUACCUAUGGCAGAAGUGCUCGAGUCCUGGUCCAUGUCUCAGUCACUGCGUCCACAUUAACUCAAAAUAAAGUUAUUUACACAGUCGGAUAUAUUGUAGUGGCAAGAGGAAUUUAGUCAAUAAAUUGUUUGGUAUCCAUUUUCCUUUCUUUCUGUGCCGACAAAUGGUCAUGUUAAAAGGGCCCCGUUCGUUGCAAAACGUUCUCGAAUGUUGCCUAUAGAAAUUCCAUGAAUGGAGCCAACGUUAUUCCUUACUCUACAUGUCAGAGAGGCAUGUUUGUUUUACAUAGCGUAUAUCUAUCUGAACGUUCCAAGACAUUGCAAUCCUACUGAACGCUCCCCAGGUUGUUAGCUAUAGCCUUCCAAUGCACGAUAGAAAGAAAAAAACAUAGCGCCUGUAUUAUGGGUCAUGUCUUUUGAACGGUAAUCUCUCUAUCCGUUUUGCUACAGAACCUGGAUAUAAAAUGCAGUGGGGAAAGUGGAAGGGUUGAGCGAGACUAGAAAUUCAAGGACCGCCUACUUUUCUAUACUCAAGGAUCUCAUAAUAGGAUUACUGACGUCCUGAGUGUAGUCCUCUGAGACUGACAGAGCGAGUGAAGAGAUCAAUGGAGUAAGACAGAUGGGACAGGAAGCAGUUGUCUUUGGUCCCCAUUCUCCAGUAGCAUCGUUCUGCUGCUAUGGUGCCGAUCCAUGCUAUGCACCCUCAGCCUGAUGAGGGGACACCUAAACAAAGUGACCAGCCGACCAAGAUGCUAAUCGUGCUAGACAGUGAGGACAGUGAGGAAGAGUCCAUUGAAGAGCAGCAGCCGGUUACGCCAUGGAAUGACCUGUGUAUUAUAGAUCGCGUAGGCUUCACCAGUGCUAAGAUGUCAGAGGAACAAGUGGAGAAUGCAUUCUCCCAGAUUGCGCUGGCCUUUCGUAGUGACCAGUACACCCUGAAGCAGAGGCUGCAGGCAGAGGAGCAUGCUAGGAACCUGGCUGAGGAGAACAUCCAGCUGGAGCUGAUGAGAGGCCGGGAGACACUGGAGACUCUAAAGGCUCUGUGUCUGGACAGUAUACGCAGUAAGAUCCUCCAGAGACUAGAGCUGUGUCUGGAUAUACUGGGAGGAACAGUGGAGAGAAUCUCCAACACAGCAGAGGUGUUGGGAGCUGUACAUCAGGAGGCUCGUGUGAGUCGAGCGGUGGAGCUGAUGGUGAGCCACGUUGACAACCUGAAGAGGCGUAAUGAGAGAGACACAGAGCUGGACGAGACCAAGAAACUCAACAGGAAAAUCUUCUGUAGGAACUACAGCGACCCUAGAGAUGAAGGAGAGUUCAGGCAGAAGGACAAUAAAACUUCUCAGCAGUUGCACAUUGGUGCAAGUCGUCGAAGGGUCAGCAUAGCAGUGAUCAACAAACAAGCCCAGGAAAAGAGAAAAUUGGAAAGAGGGCUGCAGAAGUCAUUCUCAUUAGAUCAUGGGAUAGGCAAGAAGUCACUCUCAACCCCAUCUCCAUCAAUGGACUCCAUCACAGAGUCCAACCCUUCAGUCAUGGUCAACACAGAAGAGAUGGAUGUUCCCUUACUGGAUGGCAGACCACAUGAAGCCCCUGAUGAUAACAAACAAGCAGUCGCUGCUGAUGUCCAGUCACCACCUGAACCAGACCCCACUCCAGUCUAUACAGCACCCUGUCCCACUCUCACACACAAGCCAAACGAAGUGGACACCAAGAAAAACAUGAGGUGCAGACAUAAAGGCAAGGCUGCGCUGGAGAGGACGGAGAGGAGGAAAGGGAACAGAGAGAAAACAAUGACACACACCGACCAAUGCAUCACCGGAACGUGUGGCCCUAUGUGCAGAGGGCGCCCACUGGCCCCCUGGAUGUGGCACUGCCGCUGGGUUGUCCUCAGUGUGUAUCUGGUAGUGCUCUGCUGUGUGAUACUACUGAUCAUCCUUUUCUGGCUCGGUCCUGAACGUCUGCUGUGAGCUUAUGAGAUUUAACACAAACACUUCCUGAAGGAGACAGACAAAGCACUUCCUGGUUCUGACCUGGCUUCUGAUUGGUCAUUGAACAGCUUCACCCAAUAAACAUUCC
Oncorhynchus nerka (sockeye salmon) is the source of this 3978-nucleotide messenger RNA. RefSeq names its product inositol 1,4,5-triphosphate receptor associated 1 (gene irag3a). Lineage: Eukaryota; Metazoa; Chordata; Actinopteri; Salmoniformes; Salmonidae. Gene Ontology annotation, cellular component: endoplasmic reticulum membrane. The record is from RefSeq and is a predicted model, not a curated record. The transcript has 15 exons. The coding region runs from base 2583 to 3869 and encodes 428 amino acids.